AUGCCGGUCAUGUUCUCCCAGGGCAUGGAGCUCAUCAGCAACUUUGAGUUGCGUUUUGCUGGAAGAACUUGGAAAACCAGCUGCUGCUCCCAUAAUGCAGGCAAACCAUCCCAGUACGUUGUAAAUCUGAUUUAUAAACGAAAAGGCCCGGCCCCAGGCCUCCUCCUCCUCCUCGCCCUCGCCACGGCCCUGCUGGUCCUCGCCGUCCGGCUGGGCGGCUGGCGGACAAGGAGACCGAAAGAACCUCCCCUCGUGACUAGUUGGAUUCCUUUCCUUGGGAGCGCCUUGCACUUCAAGAAUGAUCCCUUUCACUUCUUAAAAACUCAGCAGGAAAUUCAUGGCAGUAUCUUCACUGUCUUCUUUGCUGGAAAAUACAUUACAUUCAUCCUGGACCCAUUCCAGUUUCCCAUGAUCACCAGAACCAGCAAGCAUUUUGACUUCAGAGAGGUUGCAUACCAAUUGGGCCAAAAAGUCUUUGACUACCAGCCCUUGAAAACCACACCGAACCUCAGCAAAGACAUCCACGAAUCCUUUCGUUACCUCCAGGGCAAACCUUUGGACAAACUGGUGAGCCAGAUGAUGUACAAUUUUCAGUGUAUAUUUGAGGAGAAGUUUUCCAGAAUGGCAGAUUGGGAAACAGAACAAAUGUACACGUUCUGCCACGCUGUAAUAUUUGAAGCCACGUUUACAACCUUGUAUGGAAAGUAUCCUGCUGCAGAUGGCCACAGAGUUAUUAAUGAAAUAAGAGAAAAAUUUGCAAAGUUCGAUGCCAACUUUGUGAAGUUAGCAGCAAACAUUCCGAUUGAGUUGCUAGGCUCCACCAAGAAGAAUCGCGAGUUCCUUAUACGACAGUUUAUGCCUGAGCACAUGGUCAAGAGGCAACUGGCUGCCGAGGUUAUACAAUUUAGAAAAGAAUUCUUGGAGAAGUACAAGUCGCUCCAGGGUUAUAGCAAAGCAGCACAUCAUUUUGGCUUUCUGUGGGCCUCUGUGGGAAACACAAUUCCAGCUACAUUCUGGGCCAUGUAUUAUCUUCUGCGGCACCCAGAAGCUCUGGCAGCGGUGCGUGACGAAAUUGACCAUUUGCUGCAGUCAACAGGUCAAGAGAACAGGCCGGGCAGCCUCAUCUACCUCACCAGAGAACAAUUGGACAACCUGGUCUACCUAGAGAGCCUCAUCUUAGAGAGUUUUCGGUUAAGCUCGUCAUCCACCAAUUUUCGGGUCAUCCAGAACGAUUGCACUCUCCAGCUGGAGGGCGGCAGGGAUUUAAGCCUUCGGAAAGGAGACUGGCUGGCCCUUUUCCCUCCGACCAUGCACAAAGAUCCUGAGAUCUUCGAAGAUCCUGAGGUGUUCAAGUUUGAUCGUUUUGUGGAAAACGGCAAGAAGAAAACCACCUUCUUCAAAGGAGGAAGAAAGCUAAAAUAUUUCCUGAUGCCAUUUGGAUCUGGAGCCAGCAUAUGUCCCGGCCGCUUCUUUGCCAUGAAUGAGAUAAAGCAGUUCGUGGUUUUGGUAGUAUUUCACUUGGAGGCCGAAAUCAUCGAAGCGAAGAAUUUGGUGUGUAGCAACAAUAAACGCCUGGGUCUUGGGAUCCUUCAUCCAGAUUCAGAUAUUUCUUUUAGGUACAGAUGGAAACAAUCUUUGACUGCUAAUUGAUGGUGGCAAAUAUUCUCUUGACAAGGUUUGUUUCCACAUUGGUGUGUGACUCUCCUUUCAUUCAUUGGGUUGCAGGACAAAUCGUCACACCAAUCAAUCAACUGUAUUUUUUAAGCCCUCACUGUGUGCAGAGCACUGUAUUAAGCGCUUUGGAGCUCAUGUCCCCUGAGCUCAUACCCAAUCAUCUAAAAAUGUGAAUUGUCAAAUCCCCCAAAGCCAUGUAGACUUUUCUCUCCAUGGAUUUCUUGGGCAGAUUUGAAUUCCAGAGCCUUUUAGGAUUUCAAUUUUUAGACCGUUUUGAUGUUAGUGGUAUUUAGAUUAUUUUUCACCAGGCCGUCUACGGUUAGGCCCUCGGUGGGGGGGGGGAUGUGUAGGCAUAACAGGCAUGUUCCCCUGCAGACAUUGCUCGUCAACAUCACUUGUUGGUUUAGACAGAUGCCCCUUCUGGGACUAAUAAUACUAUAAUAAUAAUUUGUAUUAUGGUAAAGGCGUAUUCCCCUGGUUCCAAACAACCACAGUAUGCAAAGUGCGGAGUCCCGUCCAGCACAAAUUGAAGACAUCGCCCAGGAUCCGAGAGUCCAGCCCAGCAUUUCAUCCUUUCAGCUCAGGAAAGCCAUUUACUCUCCCAGCUCCUUUCUUCCCUUUCACCAUUUGGUUCCUGCCCUCCCUGGUCCUGAGAAGUUUUUAUGCUACCCUCACUCCGACCUCUGGUCCCUCCUCCCCAGCUUCCCUGGCUUCCCCCCAGGUCCCAUUACUGGGCUCCAGGACUGUAGAGUAUUUUUAAAGCCACCUUGGGCUACAUGGUCCCUCCUCCCCAGCUUCCCCCCAGGUCCCAUUACCAGGCUCCAGGACUGUAGAGUAUUUUUAAAGCCACCUUGGGCUACAUGGAUGGCUUCUACCUUUGGAAGCUGCCGAGACCCACGAGAUUCUUCACCUCGGCUGAUAAGGGCUUGGCCUCAUGAGCCCUCGUGACCCGGUGCCACUGCUAGAAGCCACAGGAGCCCUCCCUGUCACUGGGGGAAGCCGUAGGCGGCCUCCUUGCUGUCCAGGUCGAGCACGCUUUUCCCCAGCCCUCCUGAGCCAGCUCUAGAGCGCUUCCUCCCCUGAUACAAUCACCACAAUGUCCUGGCGUUCCCUUUCCCCCACUCUUCGUGUCCUGAUCCUGGUGGUUUCGAGCCAAGUGUGAUUCUGUGGUUAUGCAAACAAAUUUAGAAUGGGAAAAUAGGGUGGGCUUUCCCACCCGUUUCAAAGCCAGCCUACCCUAGCUUCAAACCAACAUCAAAGCCGUCCGGUUCAUGAAGUCGACAAUACAGCAAGAGAACAUUCUUGGUGAUCAUGUCUGACUAAGUUUUGAAAUUCUUCUUUCAAAAGGGAAAGCAAAAUGGUUCAAUUCUUCUUCCCCAAAGACAUUCCUCCUCUCAGCAGCUUUGCAACUCGCUUCCCUCAUCUUGUUCAUUAUCGAGUGUUAUCUCCCACCCCACCCCACCCCAUCCUUUCAGUUAAUUAAUAGAUUAUUUACUUGCAUGCUCCUAAUACUUGUAAAACAUUAUGAUAGAAAAUGGACACGACCAACAAGAUCCGAAUCCUCAGAGAAGAAAAUUUAAUUUCUCUGAGAUACAUUGGAUGAAAAUGUUCUCUUCGUGUAUAAUAUCAACAAUCUCUACUUUGCCGGUGUACACUUUUCAUUAAAUGGGUUUUGCAGUUGAUUAAAUGCCUCAACUUUGCUUCAACAUUUAAUCAACCAUAAACGAUCUUUAUUGCUCUGUAUACUCUAGCUCAAUAGAACAAAAUUUGUUUUUAUAUAGGGCCUCUAAUGUUCAAGUUAGAUUCUGAGAGUGCUUAACUGUAUAAGAAAACACAGAAUCCAUUACACUCUCAGCAAUUGCUCCAGACAUUAGAACCAGUUUUAUCGAGGGAGGGAAUGUUGUCCUCAUUACCGAAUUGUCUGUGGACAUUAUUGCAUCCGUGUUUGCACUAAAACAUCCUGUGUCAAAAAUCAAUGUGUCCUGCCUUCCUCUUGAACAAAUUGUGAAAACGAACAGGUGUUUGUUUGAAACACAGCACCCUGUUUUUUUUAAGUAUUUUGAGCCUUUUUAUUUUGAAUUGCAAUACUCUGUGAUUAGAGUAUAUUUUGAUACAACACACUGUGACAUAGUGCCAACACUGAAAGCAUUUGUAAUUUCAGAUUACUAAAUGAUCAGCUGGUAUAGGAAAGAAGAUGAAGCGGAGAUGAUAUCUAUAAACAGGCAGAGCCAAGGUAGGUUCGUCUGCCCGCAGUCCAACUCUAAGCCUCGCUAAAGAUGGGAUAGAAACCUCUGAGCCAUACUGCCUACUGUGGUCCCUAAAAUCUGAGUCUCUCCUGUCCCAUAUACGCCAAAUGCAGAAUCAACCUGAUUCUUUUAUCGGUGGCAAGUCGUGCAGAACAAGGGAGGUCUGUGACGGAAGGGUUCCGACAGUUAUCAGUAGCACAGCGGGGUGUAUGUGAACCAUGUUUCUCACCAUAGAAAAAGGAAGGGGACACUCCCCCCUGCCCCCACUAUGCCCACCCCAGGACGCUCGGUACCUACUACAGGGGCAAAACCUUUUGGGCCUCCUCUUUUAAUCACUUCUUCCUCAAAAGGAAAGGCAUCUCAAAAUCCCAGCCGAACAAACAGUGUAUUCUCACUGGAUUCCUUCAGUACUCAUUACUGCUUACCUGAGGAGACAGGCGGAGACUCUUACUGUGAAAGAAAAACACAAAUCAUUCGAACUCUUCUGGGUCUCUCGUGUACAGUGAUGAAAGCUCCGUCCUCUCUGUGAGCAGAGAAGCUUUCCUUUCCGACAGCCACCUAAUACCCUGGCUCUUUGGGGGAAAAAGAAAAAGUCUCUAGGUGCAGUAGCUAUUUUUGAGCCAAACAUAAAUUCAAUUCUUUUCCCUGUGAAUCUUCCCAAAUUUCCAAGUAAAAUUUUAAAUCAUAGGUAUGGUGUUUAGUAAGCACUUACUCUGUGCUUAGUGUUUUGUUAGAUGACAAAAUAACCCUUCAAUACUACCAGAAACUAAAGCUAAAAAUGUACCCAUUUGGCUCACGUGCCUGGUUAAACAAUGUGAAUAAUAGCAAAAAAAUCUUGUAUCUUGCUGCCUCCCUCGCAAAAGCGAUUUUGAACCUAAUAAUAUAUGAAGUGACAUUAGACUGUUUCCAUGAACACUGUUAUAAUAUAUCCAUAUACAUAAUUAAGAAAUUUGCCAGCUAACACUAAUAAUACCUUCGUUUUGUGUAGUGCUUUUAAUCCCAAAGUACCCUCGCAUUAAUUACCUCAUUUUUGCCUUCACGACAAGCCUGCGAGGUAGGUAGAAAGGCAGGUGUCCUUAUCGCCAUUUUGCCAAGGAGACCGAGGUUCGGAGAGGUCACACAGCAGCCUGGUGACAGACCUUAGACUCAAACUCAGAUCCUCUGGCUUCCAGACUGGCACUCUGCCCUGUGACCCUACUGCCCCUAAGUAUUAUUGUGUUUAAUUAGAAUGAUGGAUUACCAAGAUAUUUUUUAUCAUUUCAAACAACUGCAGAUUCCUGUUGGUUUUCUGUCAUAGUACUUGGUAUCUGAAUUAAUUUUUUACUUUAAAUGUUUCAUCACUCUGUGAAUAAAAAUGAGAGUUGGUAGCACUACUUUGUAGCAGGAAAUAGUUCUUCAAUUUUUAGGUGCCAGAUACAAGGCGACAUAUGAUAUAUAAAGAAUUCUCAUCCCGAUUAUUGUGACAUUAUCUUCUGGAAUCAAAAAGAUGUGUGUGAAUUUGAUGAAAGAUAAAAUUGUCUAAAGGAAUGUCAGCUGGAUGGUUCAUAUGCUUUGCAAACGUAAUCAUCUUGUAUUUCAAAGAGGUAACGGAAUAAAUCAACUUUA
Tachyglossus aculeatus (Australian echidna) is the source of this 5525-nucleotide messenger RNA. Its product is annotated as cytochrome P450 7B1. Gene Ontology annotation, biological process: bile acid biosynthetic process; cholesterol homeostasis. Gene Ontology annotation, molecular function: heme binding; steroid hydroxylase activity; iron ion binding. The record is from RefSeq and is a predicted model, not a curated record. The transcript has 9 exons. Lineage: Eukaryota; Metazoa; Chordata; Mammalia; Monotremata; Tachyglossidae. Bases 1 to 1650 code for a protein of 549 amino acids.